Molecule: messenger RNA, 153 nt
Organism: Pochonia chlamydosporia 170
Lineage: Eukaryota; Fungi; Ascomycota; Sordariomycetes; Hypocreales; Clavicipitaceae
Exons: 1
Coding region: 1-153 (50 amino acids)
Source: RefSeq, a predicted model, not a curated record
AUGGCUCCAUGCCGUAACACUGGAGGGCAGACAAAUCGACCAAAUUGUAGCCCAUCGCCAACCAGCACAAGUGUUUGCCUGAUUGGGGCACCGGGAAGAACUUUGACGAGACCUUGGCAUGCUUUGGUCUGGCACGCAACCUUGAACACUUAG